This is a messenger RNA of Caenorhabditis sp. 36 PRJEB53466, 630 nucleotides long. NCBI's taxonomy places the organism in Eukaryota, Metazoa, Nematoda, Chromadorea, Rhabditida, Rhabditidae. The record is from the annotation of a GenBank genome assembly.
AUGGCUGAUAACGUUGCUGCUGUCGCCCAAGACGUCCCGAUGGAGGAAAUUCCCGCUGCCGAUGCUGCCCAAGCCGUCGAAGGCCCGCUUGCCGCCGCAUCUCCAGCCGAAGAAGUGCCAGUGGAGCAAAAAGCGCCGGUCAUGUUUAAGUUGGUGUCUUCGGACGGAGUGAUGUUGGAAAUGACGGAAUCGGCUCUCCGCCAUGCGAUCACACUGAGAAAUGUCGUCGACGUGCUUGGAUACACUGCAGAGAAUGUGCUCGAAAAAGAACCGAUUCCGCUAAAAAACGUCGACAGCAAGUCGCUCAAGUUAGUCAUCGAGUGGUGCGAGCAUUACAAAGACACUCGUCCGGCCGAAGACAAGGGAGACGACUAUCACUUUAUGUCUGUCCCGGUGUGGGAUCGCGGGUUCUUGGAUAUCGACAAGAAGGAUCUCUUCGAUCUGCUGAACGCUGCCAACUACCUCAAUGUGGUCGGAUUGCUCGACGUGGCGUGCAAGACCGUCGCGAACAUGCUCAAAGGCAAGUCUACCGAGGAGAUGAGGGAAAUUUUCGAAAUCAUGUCAGACGCGGAGGCUGAUCAGCUCAAACUUGCCGGUCAGUCUGCUAACGCUGCUGAACCAUCCAACUAA